ACGACGACGGCGACGACGACGACAACGACGAAGACGGAGACGAAGACGGCGACGACGACGACGUAUCGUCGCCGUGCGACAGCAUAGCAAGAGCAGGAGCAAGCCGACGAGACCGGGCGCCGCGCCGCUCCGCGCCGCGCGCUCUCGCACGUUGCCGUGCCGCGCUUUACUAUAUCGCGCCACACGCGCGUCGUGAUCCGCGUACGCGCGCGUGAAACAUACACGCGCACGAUAUUACAUAUUUAUAUGCAUACACGGUGACCCGCGCGCGGAGAUAAUACAGUGUAAAUGGCGCUCUCGGCGCAGAACCAGUCGACGUCGUACGUGAACUUGUAUUACUCGAUCGUCCAACGUGCGGCGACCCGCUACUUUAAGGAAUAUUACAACUCCGAUACUGGCGCGCCCUACGUAUUGUACAAAGAUAACAUGGAGAGACCCCAGGGUCAGUGGGGCCCGGGGCCGGGAUCUCUCCAGGACGGUGGACUGUACCCGCAGCAGCAGCAACAACAGCAGCAGCAGCAACAGGGUUCCUCCUCGUCGGGAAGCCCACAGCAGGCCUGUGGACCUCCGGUCGAGGGCGGCGAAAGUGGUCCUCCGCCCUCGUUAGCCUCGCCCGUGCCCUCACCAUAUCCUUCGGCGCCUCCCGAACCUCAAUCCUUGACUCCGCCGGACGACGAUAUACAGUCGAGUCAAGCCACGUCUCAGCAGCAGCAACAACAGCAGCAGCAACAAACGCAGCAGCAGGUCCAGCAGCAGCAGCAGCAGCAGCAGCAACAGCAGCAGCAGCAGCAGCAGCAGCAGCAGCAGCAAGUUCAACAGCCACCUCAGCAGCAGCAACAACAAACGCAACAGCAAGAUCAUUCGCCGCAACAACAAUUGACUCCUCACGCAGAGGUGGAUCGCAGUGACUGCUUCCCCGGCGCUGGAGAGCUGCAGCAAUAUCCGCAGCAUUAUUUUAAAGAAGCCCGGCCGCACCCCUCACCGUCCGUGCCACCGCAUAUGCUUACGCCCGGCGGCUUCUCCGCGCUACACUAUCUCAAGCAACCCGGAGUAAUGCUGACGUCCCUCGGCCAAGGCGACGGCGGGCCUGGUCUGGACGCGCAUCAGUACGCGAGUCCGGGCGCGCCGAACAUGGCGACCGGGCUGCCUGACAUCGUGCAGCAGAGCGGUAAAUCGUCCAAGGCCGGUAACAGCGAUCUACGUCUGUUCAAGUGCUUGACCUGCGGGAAAGAUUUUAAGCAGAAAUCGACUCUGCUGCAGCACGAGCGGAUCCACACAGACAGCCGGCCGUACGGAUGUCCGGAGUGCGGCAAGCGGUUCCGUCAGCAAUCCCAUCUCACGCAGCAUCUGCGCAUACAUGCUAACGAGAAGCCGUACGCUUGCGUGUACUGCGAGCGUACGUUCCGGCAGCGUGCCAUCCUCAACCAGCAUCUGCGCAUCCACUCGGGUGAGAAGCCAUACCAAUGUCCGGAGUGCGGAAAACACUUCCGUCAGAAGGCGAUCCUGAAUCAGCACGUCCGCACACACCAAGACGUGAGUCCACACCUCAUCUUCAAGAACGGAAUGACGCCGACUCUCUGGCCGCAGGACGUUCCCUUUCCGCCUGAAGAGGGUAAGGAGGAAGUGGCAUCGACGUUCGGCGACACGGACACGCAGUCGGGCGCGUUCAGUCCGGCGCCGGACGCCAAUUCCAUCCAGUACCCAGCGUACUUCAAAGAUCCAAAGGGCGGUAAUCACGCGGUCUUUGGCGCAGGUGGCUCGGGCAGCUUUGGCGCCUUGCAGUACAUCAAGCAGGGUGGCACGAAGAGCUGUCUACCGGACGUGAUACAGCACGGCCGCUCGGCCGGCAUGCCGUUGUACGUGCGUUGUCCGAUUUGUCAAAAAGAGUUCAAGCAAAAGUCCACGUUACUGCAACACGGGUGCAUACACAUCGAGUCGCGGCCGUAUCCUUGUCCGGAAUGCGGCAAGCGAUUCCGGCAGCAAUCCCAUCUCACGCAGCAUCUGCGCAUUCACACGAACGAGAAGCCGUACGGCUGUGUGUAUUGCGGACGUAAUUUCCGCCAGCGCACGAUUCUCAAUCAGCAUCUGCGUAUCCAUACCGGUGAGAAACCUUACAAGUGCCAGCAGUGCGGCAAGGACUUCCGUCAAAAAGCGAUCCUGGACCAGCAUACGCGCACUCACCAGGGCGAUCGGCCGUUCUGUUGUCCGAUGCCCAACUGCAGGCGGCGGUUCGCUACCGAGCCCGAGGUGAAGAAACACAUCGACAACCACAUGAAUCCGCACGCGGCCAAAGUGCGCCGGAAUUCGAACGGCGACACGAAACCGCCUGGCACACCCGCGGGCCUGGGUCCGGUACCUGUGCCUCGCGGCCUCACGCCGACGGUCGUCAAACCGGAGCUUUACUUCCCGCAGUGUUACGCGCCCGCGUUCAAUCAUCAGCCACCAGUCUCCACCGCGCAGUUCCCCGGCGCCCAGGCGAACGGCGUCUCCGUGACCGGCGAAUUCAAGCCACCGACCGGUCUGCCGCCGCAGUGACUAACCGUCCAUCCUGCCGCCUACUAGCAAGCAGGAAUCCCCGCGCUGAGGUUUCAGCGCUGUUUCGGUCCCGCCGCGUUGGAGGCCGACGCAACGUCGAACGCCAUCGCCGCCGCCGCCGCCGCCGCCUCUCGAUGCGGCCAGCAGCCGAUCCAGCAACAUUACCCGUGACAUUUAUCAUUGUGCAUUUACUAGAGUCUUCUUUAUUUUCGUCGUUUCACAACUCGCUCGCUCUUCUUGUCGCCAUCGCUGCUCAGCAAAACCUCAGAAGCACGUCGCCCAGCUAGUCUUGAGCUCGACGGUGAGAACGGUUUCGUCGUUGCAGACCGCAUUACCGCGAUUAUCCGAGAAACAUUGCGAAAAUGUGUAUUAUCCGGUCGCUACGUCUCUGGUUGAUUGUCGGAUAAAAUUAUCUCCGAGAGAAAACCGCUUUUCCGUCUGAAUCGUAGCGCACCGGCUAUGAUAUAAACAGAGAGAGAGAGAGAGAGAGAGAGAGAGAGAGAGAGAGAGAAAUUUCGGGGAUACAAAUUUGGAUACUUGUUUUUGAAACGUCUUGGAUUUUUGCGUUGUUUGAAAAGCAAGGAAGAUACGCGGAUACUGGGUCACUCCCCUGUGUGUCACCCAUUCAUCGAAUAUACACCGUUACAUAUAUCGCGAAAAGACGACAAUCCUAGUUAGGAUUAUCGCUAUCGUUACACGGUCGCAACCGAGUAACAAACGAUAAUGCGAUUAUAGUUGCUCAGGUAUCAAACGGUGUCUCGCGACACUCAUAGUAAGUUCGUGAUAUACAUUUUCUUCUUUAUGUACAUGAUCGCGAUCAAAUGUUUGUUACUUCCUCGCGAUCGUUCGUUAUUUUCGACUUUUCAGCAGCACACUUCAGAUUAGAUCGACCCCCCCUUUAGGGAUCCCAAGAUUAAUGCUUCGUUAUCGUUGGCGCACACACCGAUGACAGUCUCUAGUUAAUCCGCCAGCACACGCAAAUACCGCUUCUCGCUGCGAUCCGCAUCUCCAAGUCGUCGAAUUCGCACGAAGGACAAACCACGUAAGGGGGACAACGGAAAAGCUCGGAAAAGCGGCCGCCGCUCACCGUCGAGUUUCUUACUAGACAGACCAAGGUAAAGUAAUCAACGAAGAGUCUCGUCUAUUCCUCCGUACGUAUUUUUUUAUAAUUAAUCGAUUACGACGUACCUUCUCGCGUUUCUUUCGUGGACAAGCGAGUAGCACGAGAGUUCGGGGCUUACUCCGCGAUAGACAUAGGUGAAUUCAGAGAGAUUGACAAGAGAGUUCCCGCGAAAUCCCUCUGAAUCCAUCUAUCUUCUUCUCGCGAGAUGGUGCAUGCGCCGCCCGGGGCGUCACCGCUCACCGUUCAAAAUGCCACGUAUCGCCAAACGGGUUGAAGAUGUUCGAUUUCGACCAGACUAAAACGAUUGUGAUACAAUAUUUAACUUGCCUAUGUUUUAAAAGUUUCGCGGGAGAGAAAGAGAACGAAAGGAAGAAUGAGUGAGCGAGUGAGUGACAACGAUAUAUAUAUAUAUAUAUAUAGAGAGAGAGAGAGAGAGAGAUUUUGCUUCUUCGAGGGAGCGCUUACAUGACCACGAGAAGAAUACCUGUAAAUAUGUAUGUAAAGCCGUUCACUUCAAACAAAAGAAGAAGAACGAGAAGGAACGACGGAGAAAAGUGAAGUAUGUGAGCGUGUGCGAAUGAGACUGGGUGUGAAUGAGACGAAAAAAAAAAAAA
Messenger RNA from Trachymyrmex septentrionalis, 4272 nucleotides. RefSeq names its product myeloid zinc finger 1-like. The record is from RefSeq and is a predicted model, not a curated record. NCBI's taxonomy places the organism in Eukaryota, Metazoa, Arthropoda, Insecta, Hymenoptera, Formicidae. The transcript is spliced from 3 exons. Bases 289 to 2535 code for a protein of 748 amino acids.